Molecule: messenger RNA, 590 nt
Organism: Fusarium oxysporum Fo47
Lineage: Eukaryota; Fungi; Ascomycota; Sordariomycetes; Hypocreales; Nectriaceae
Exons: 2
Source: RefSeq, a predicted model, not a curated record
AUUCAACCCAGACCAGCUUAGCUGAGGUUUGUGCAAUCUGCCUCGAAGUCCUAGUGGAUGAAGACAACAUCCGGCAAUUGAAAUGCAAGCAUCUGUUCCAUAUAAGAUGCAUCGACCUUUGGUUCCAAAAACACCAUGUCAACUGCCCAUUAUGCAAGGCGAUACUCAUUCCAACCAGAGGAUGCGAUCCAGGACCGGCAGAAGCUCGUUAGGAGAAGAUAAAUGCGGGUGAGGUUUGGGUGCCGCGUACAAGCAGAAGAAAAGCAGCAAGGAUUUGUGAUACCGGGGUUCAGACAGCAAGAGAUGGAUACACGAAAGUCUUCUAAAUCGAGACUGUGACUUAGCAAAGUCGAUUUAGACUUCCCACAACGUACUCCACUAGUAAGUGCAACACUUACCAUGCAGUACCCACCCACAGGUAACACCCACCUACCGAUACUCUAUCAUCGAAUCAGCCAAUGAUCUCGCGCGCGAACGCGUAGAGGAGUACAAUACCAAGUUGGCGGUCUUCCAGGCCUUCUGCGCCAAGCUUGAAGAAGCUGCUUAACAAUUCACUACCGGACUGCAACGACGUUUCGCUUAACAGUUUG